CGUCUGAUAUCCUUGAGGCAAAUGAGAGAGCAUUCAACGUUGUCCGCAAAUAUUUACCCGAAUAUUUCGGUGAUCGCUAAUAUUGGCUGGGCUGUCCCCCACAGGCAAAAGGUGUACGCGCUCUCGCGCAUACAUAGAACCUGGUGCCAACACACGUACGAGUACGUGCGAACGUAUCGAUCCAAUCGACGCCGCUAACUUUGCCAGAGAGCGAAUUGCGUUUCGCUGGGAUAGCCGGACGGCCGACACAGUCUACCGUUUGCUGCCCUCCUCUCUUCUUCCUACUCCUCUGCAAUCUGAAAAGCAUCGGGGCACAACUAUGCGAUUGUUACGCAACGAAUAAGCGACACACUCCAACAGACCUCCUCGUCUUAAGGGAGAAUAUGGCAGCACCCGCCGUCGGCAUUGACCUGGGAACGACCUAUUCCUGCGUCGGUGUUUUCCAGCACGGAAAGGUCGAAAUAAUCGCCAAUGACCAGGGAAAUCGGACGACCCCCAGCUACGUGGCGUUCACCGAUACCGAGCGACUCAUCGGUGAUUCGGCCAAGAAUCAAGUGGCGAUGAACCCGACGAACACGAUUUUCGACGCCAAACGUUUGAUCGGAAGAAGAUUCGACGACGCCUCCCUACAGGCGGACAUCAAACACUGGCCCUUCAACGUCAUCAACGACAACGGCAAACCGAAGAUUCAGGUCAAUUAUAAGGGAGAAAGUAAAUCCUUCUUCCCCGAAGAAAUAUCCUCGAUGGUACUCACGAAGAUGAAGGAAACCGCGGAAGCUUACCUGGGAAAGACAAUUACAAAUGCCGUCAUCACGGUGCCAGCUUAUUUCAACGAUUCUCAACGUCAAGCGACCAAAGAUGCCGGCGCUAUUUCUGGACUGAAUGUCCUCAGGAUUAUUAAUGAACCGACCGCGGCAGCCAUAGCUUAUGGUCUCGACAAGAAAGGACGUGGGGAAAGAAACGUGCUCAUUUUCGAUCUAGGCGGGGGAACGUUUGACGUAUCGAUUCUCACCAUAGAAGACGGAAUCUUCGAGGUGAAAGCAACGGCGGGGGAUACGCACCUCGGCGGAGAGGAUUUCGACAGCCGUUUAGUGACCCAUUUCGUUCAGGAGUUCAAGCGAAAGUACAAGAAGGACCUCUCGAGCAGUAAAAAGGCGACUCGUAGGUUGAGGACCGCGUGCGAACGCGCUAAAAGGACACUGUCGUCCUCUACGCAGGCCAGUCUCGAAAUAGAUUCGCUCUUCGAGGGCGUUGACUUUUACACCACCGUAACGCGUGCCAGGUUCGAAGAGCUGAAUCAGGACUUGUUCAAGAGCACCGUAGAUCCCGUGGAGAAGUCCUUGCGCGACGCCAAGAUGGACAAGGCCCAGAUACACGACAUCGUCCUCGUCGGGGGCUCCACCAGGAUACCGAGGAUACAGAAACUACUUCAGGACCUGUUCAACGGUAAGGAGUUGAACAAAUCCAUCAAUCCGGACGAAGCCGUAGCCUACGGAGCCGCUGUCCAGGCGGCGAUUUUACACGGGGAUAAAUCCGAGGCCGUCCAGGAUCUGCUGCUGUUGGACGUGGCGCCGUUAUCCCUCGGGAUAGAAACGGCCGGAGGCGUGAUGACAGCCCUCAUUAAGCGGAACACGACUAUCCCGACUAAGCAAACCCAAACGUUCACCACUUACUCCGACAAUCAGUCGAGCGUCCUGAUCCAAGUUUACGAAGGGGAGAGGGCGAUGACUAAGGACAAUAACCUACUGGGAAAGUUCGAACUGUCGGGGAUACCGCCGGCUCCUAGAGGCGUUCCCCAAAUUGAGGUGACCUUUGACAUAGACGCCAACGGUAUACUGAACGUAUCGGCUAUUGAAAAGUCGACAAACAAGGAGAACAGGAUAACGAUCACCAAUGACAAAGGAAGACUCAGCAGGGAAGACAUCGAGCGUAUGGUCAACGAAGCCGAGAGAUUCAGGAGCGAGGACGAAAAUCACCGGGAAAGGAUUACCGCCAAGAACAAUCUCGAGUCUUACUGUUUCAACAUGAAGGCAACCGUAGACGACGAGAAUAUCGUGCGGAAAAUUUCCGAAAACGAACGAAAAUUGAUAUCCGACAAGUGCACGGAGAUCAUCAAAUGGAUGGACACCAACAUGCUCGCCGGGAAGGACGAAUUCGAGGCGAAGCUCAAGGAGGCCGAAAGGGUAUACUUGGACGUCGUUGCGCAAUUUCAGAUAAGUCUACACAAAAAUUAUUUUUUUUUCAAUGGUCAAGGUUUGCGGUCCGAUUAUUACGAAGCUCUAUCAAAGUGGCACAAGUGGUGGCAUGCCACCCGGCUUUCCUGGGACAGCUGCCGCAGGAGGAGGAUCGACCGGUGGUAACGAAAGCAGCGACAAUCCGACCGUCGAAGAAGUAGACUGAGCAUCUGUGGUCGCUGGAAGCUUUGCAGCCGGUUGCAGCGUAAUCGACGACUGCAGCAACUCGUCCUUAUCGAUUUUUCUUUUUUCGUUUCAUGUUCAGCCGAACGCCAUUCGAUGUCCGAUUUUUUUUUAAUCGUUGCAUAAUUGCCCCCGAACAUUUGUUCCGUUUUGGUUCAUUUUUUCUUUCUUAGGUAACUCACAGUCGGUCAGCCAACCGACUGCUGAUGCUGUACCAACUCUCGGUACCACGAUCUACGGUCGUGGAAGUCGUCGGUAAGCCAACGACCUGUAUUUUAUUUUUCAAUACGUUUUUUCGAGCAGCGACCAUCGGUCAGUUGCCGGACAUGGAGCAAAAAUUUUAUACCGAUCUCGUUCGGUAUCGUGCUGCUCUCUUUUUUUCUAUUUGUAUUCUGGAGAUGGAAUUCAUGCGGUUGACCGUACAGACCGUGAUUAAAAGUUACAUUUACCGCGUACUCCCUGAAAUCGUUAUUCCGAAAUAUUUGUGCGAAUGAAAAAAUUCAUGAAAACCCGCUGAUUUGGGAAGUGAGUAUUUUUGAAAACUUUGUUUUCGCGAUAUUCUCGAGAGACCGAACCGUCACCGAUCGUCGAACGGCAUGCAACGGGCUAAUUUUUUGGUCCCUUUGACCCGACCUGACCUGCGGCAACGAGAAACUUGAAAUCCGAGCCAGCUAAUGGUGGUCGAAAUUUUUUUUUUUUCAAUCCCACGGACAACGUGGCCGUACGCUAACGAGUGUGUGAUAUAACAAAAUUAUGUUAUGCGGUUUAUGAUUUACGGGCGUGGCGUGAAAACGGUCUCUCGCGAAUCAGCGAAUGGAUUUCUCUUUCGCAUUGAGUUUAUUGUCCUUAUCAGAUCCUGGGGGAACGACGUCGCAAACAUAAUAUCCUGGAUCGGUCUGACAGGGGAUAUCAGAUUUCUUCUUCACAGGAGACACGCGGUGUUCGAGCGUAGGCGAGAAAACACCGCCUCGACUGCACUUCUGAUAUCUACACGUGCAUGGAAAAAUUUUUUCUGCAAACUCUCCGACAAAUUCUGAAAAGAUAACUGGAAAUUUGUCCCACCCAAAAUUGUUAUUCUCUUCUCUAUUUCUCCCUUCGUUUUCCGAUUGAUUUUUUUUUCAAACCGGGGCAAAGGAGAUUGACGAGGGGCGCGUAGAAGGGUCAACCCCUUGACCCUUGACUCGAGAUCAUCGUUGAAAAUAGGGGAAGGUGUUGAGUGCCUGAAACGCCUACGAAUUAAAUAUGUUAUCAUUUUUUCAGGAUUCGUAAAAAGCACGAGGACCCUUCGGCAGGAGAUGAAAAUCUACGCCCCGCAGAAAAUGCAGCGAAAGGCAACACUAUUACCACGUUCCAACUGCACACAGAGAGAGAGACUAUCUCUCGGUUAAUCCAACUUCAGUAUAACAGAAUAACCAAUCCAGAAAUACCUACUGCAGCUGUUGCCGCCGCCGCCGCCGCCACCGCCGCCGUUGAUGCCCGAUCCGCUUGGUGUAAAUGUAACUUACGUUUACAUUGGAACGAGACGGUGAGGCCGCUGGUCGCGGCAUUGCGAAGUGUGCUUCGUACGGGCAUAAGGUAUGUAAUUAAGGGACGAGCCGGAACUGUCCGAUUCACUUCACACCGGAAUAUACGUAUAUAUAUAUAUACACGUGUGGAGCAACUCCGUCCGAUUCACCGGGAGAGAUGAAAACGCUUGUACUCGUAACGGUGAGGAGCCCGUCCUCCUCGCCUCCGCUUCCACUUGAUCGCCGUUUACAUUCACCGUCCACGGAAAUUGUGGAAUCGUUACACUGAUUCCGUUUUAACCGCGCACAAACGGCAGCUGCACAGGUGUCUCCGAUGCCCUGCGUCCGAAGGGACCGUUGCCCCCCUGCACGUGUACGACGUCCCGCUCGUGUUUAACAGUUCUGAUUACAUUUACCGCCCGAUAAGUUACUAACCGCCCAGAAACUAGUUACAAACAUUUCACGUUACCCGCGUAAAACAUUUACAAUAGUCAGAUUUCCGAAAACGAAAUCACCCUGCGAGCGACGCUGUUACACAUCCGGAUGGAUACGAGCGAAAGGGCACACGCGAAAUAGAAUUACACCGGACGAGUAACUUUUAAAAUGAGUUCGAUCGAAUUCGGUUUUUCGACAUUCGUUUCUCUCAUUUUUCUUUUUUUUUUUUUUUUGAGAGAUAGAACAGUCGUUUGUACAGUGCUGUACGUCGAUAAGCGGUUAGGGGCACGGGAGAUAUCGGGGUGAAAAAAAUAAUUCUAGACACUCCGGUAUCUGCGGCGAUACAGAGGAGGGUAUUGUGUAGAUUUCCCGAUAGAAUUGCGGUGCCUUGUACCUAUGAUUAUAAACGAGAAUCUUAUCGAUUUUCUAGUCAAAGUUUGUUUGGAAUCGGAGAAAAAAAAUCAUACGAAAUGUAAUAAGGGGAUCGAUUUUGGUCACCUACGAUUUUUUUUCGGUUUUAUUUUCUAGGGGGGUUUUUUCGUGUUGCGGACAAAAGUUAUUCCCGGCAUCCCACGUAAUGUGGGUAAAACUCUUCCCCGUCCUAUUUUCCCCUCUUGAUCUCGUAGAGCGCGCGCGUUCCCUCGUAGACGAAGAAAGAGCUGCGGAGAUGAGCGGCGAUAUCUAGGAAUUUACAAAACAAGAAUCCACAGAUACGAUCUUCGGGUUCAUCUAGAUCUCGGUGUUUUUUUGACCCCACUGACGAAACGGUACAAUUUAUUGGGGCAUUACUACCGACCCCCUAAAUCUCACCGUACACAUUUACUUACCAGAUGUCCAAGAUUUCUCGACCACGAUUAUGACCACGUAAUGCGGUACAUAUUUUUUUUUUUUUUUUCUCUUUACAUGUUCCUCUCUCGGUACCUACCUCCUUUUUUUUUUAUUCAUUUUCUACUUUUUAUUCGUCUUCUCUUCGUCCCGAUCUUUUACCGGUUUCCGGUAAACGGACGAUCGAGAAUUUCCCCCAACUUUGAUCAUUUUUUUUUUUUUGUCCGAUUUAUUUUAUUUUUUCAGCGUCUCCGGACACUCGAAAGAAAGAACUUCUUCUUCCAGUAUUCUCGAGGGCUCGGGAGUCUUGAGAGGCUCUCUUCUGCAAUUACGAGUAUAAUAAUUUACAUAACCAUAAACAUCACGGAUCGAACAAUAAAUGUGAAUAAUUAGCUAUAGUAUUCUUAAAGCUGCAUCGUAGUAAUAAAAUCAGCGCUUUCGUUCCUCCCCCUUGGAAGUGCGGUAAAUUAUUAUUUAACGAGGGUCUUAAAACGGGGAGGAGGCAGUACCGGCGAGGACCCAUAGCUUUCAAAAGUAGACGAUCCCGAUAUUCCCCUUACUUACCUCUCGACGAUCCCGACGGCCGGGAGAAUCGAAGAGCCCCGUUGAAAAAAAAAAACAGAGAAAAACUUACCGAUCGAAUUAGACGUACAACGAAAUCCAGGCGGACUUAUGAAAACGAAGAAAGGGGUCCCACUCGCGCAUCGAAUCGCGCCUGAAACUCCGAUCCCCGUACGCGAUCGUAGGAAGAAGAAAGAAAAAGGAAGGAGUGAAAAAAAAACAGCGCAAACCCAGAAAGAGAAAGAGAAGAAAAGAGAAAAAAAUAUACCGAGAGAUCCGCACGGGAAAUUGCGAAACGGUUCUGCGGAGUUGCGGUACGGUAUAAAGGCGCGCCAAGCGCAUGGCGCAGUCGUUUAAAACGUCACGUUUGCAAAUUGGAACAUAAAAUCACGGUUAUAAGGGGCCCUCCUGAUUGUUUGUUACUGCUUCUAACCGCCUACCCGCGGUAACUUUAAGUUGUACUGCAACAGCGUCAUGCGGUAAUUUUCAUUUUUUUUACCUCCCCUCCUACCCCGCGCCUCUCGUUUUUCGAAACUCAUCCUACCGUUAAGUCGACUCGUAACACCGGAAGACAGAUGAGCCUGACUCAAACUAAAAUACUCGCGAUUUACGAUUUUUCUUUUUUGACUCUCCUUCUUUUUUUUUCUUUCACAUCGAACCGAAACAAAAUUUUUCGUACCUUCCGAACUCGCGUGUCUCAGGUACAGGUAUUCGUAGUGUAUUACCGUCUCACCGUCAUGUGUACCCGAAGUUAUAAUUACCCGCACGGUCAAUAGAUUCGGUAUCGGUUUUAUCUAUCGGGUGUACGGCGAUCCCUUCGUUCUCGGUACGAGGAAAACGACGUCCAUUAAGUUAGUUCGUUCGCAUUACAUUUGAUUGGGGUGGGUAUUCUCUCUCUGGUCGGAGGCAACUCCCGCAGCGGUGGCACUAAUUGCAAUCGUGGUAACGCAUCUCUCGAAUGCCGGCGCGGUGAUACGUCGAAAAUAAAGAUUGAAGGAAGUGAGCGGGGAAACUGCCGAGAGGAGAAACAGAAAAACGAAAAAAAAUAAAUAAUCCAAUUCGAAAAGGAAGAAGAGAGAAAGGAUCAAUCUCGGGCCCGAUGCGUCCCGCCGCCUGCGAUCGCUGCCGCCCGUUCGCCUUCUCCCGCAAUUCCAGUCCAUCAAUUCCCCCGUAUUCCGAACGCACGUAGGAUAAAACCCCCGUACACACGCUUAAGCCCGAUACAACUUAUGACCGUGCAGUACGUUUGUCAAUUAAAUUUACCCCCUGCAUUGCGAUGAAUUAUCGUCGCGUAGGCGUGUGCACCGCUCAUAAUCCGCGACUUCCAGCAACAGCGGGGAACCCGAGCGUGUACCAACCCUCUUAGCGUACGCCGCUAAGACGUAGAGAUUAAUCGGAAGCUACCGAUAAUUUGUACCGCAACAGAUACCCACUCAACGUUCGGAUAUCUCGCUAAUUGGAUAGAUCAAACCCGCUGAUUACACCGCUCACGCACACCCGCCGUACAUUUUUUAAUUCCCCCCCCCCCCCCCCCCGUGUACAACGAAGAACGAAUAAACGGAACUGAGUAACGAUUACCGGGGUAAGAGACGGAUCGCGGAGAAACGGAUUGAAUCGAACGAAGUCCCUCAAUUUUUGCUCGGAUCGGUGAUGAAAAUAAAAAAAAAUAAAAACUUGGAAAAUACCGUGGAAAUAAAUGGGGGAGAAGAAGAAGACGAAGAAGAAGAAGAAGGAGACGGGCAUGUGACGUCAGCAUUGUGGGACCGUCCGGUUGAGGAUGACAACAACAAAAAAAAACGAGUAGAAAGAAAAACCAGAAGAAACCAGAAGAAAAAAGAAAAAAAAAAAUAUGCCCGAGUCCAGAAGAAACUACGAGGAGACUCCGGCUUAAAUGGGCAAUGCGACCGCAAAAGAGGUAAACGCGUAAUUGAUGCGGCGAGGAGAUAGACGGGAUGUAGUUUCCCCCCCCGGAGUUGUGGACCGGAGGUGGACGGGUAUCAGUCUCGAUUUUUUUUCUGGAUAAAAAUAAAUAGACGGCGGUGAAAGGUAAUAAGCGAAGACGGGGGUGAGUUUUCCGCAGCUGGGAAAGACGGGACGAUUAGGUGCGGAGGUCCCGUGGAACGCUAAAACCGUUGACGAACGGUGCCCCCGAAACUAUCUCGUUCUCGCGCCAACUGGUCGUUUGACCGGUCACUCGAGAAACUCCGAAACUCUCUUUCCGAUCCCGGACAUCGUUCCACUUUACAAGCGAUCGUUCGUGGCGAAGGACGAUCGAUCCGCGGCUCUCGUCGAACUCGGUGAAUAAGCACCGUCUCCGCUCCGCUCCGCGCGCAUUUAUUCAAUCUCCGCGUCUCCUUCAUUCAGCCGUGUUUCACGGGGAAUCCUCGGGUGAUCAAUAGCCAAUCGUAACGAGACACGGAUCGACGUACGAUCCAAAACGAAUUUUAAUUGACAGUAUACCGACGUACGCGAAUUCAUCAAUAGCCCUGACAAACGGCGAGGUACUUCCUAAUUUCGCGAACGAACGGAGACGCCACGUUGAAAAGUCUCAAUUCCCCCGGAUCGAACCGGCGGACGAAGACCCGAGCGAGCGAUACGAGAGGAUAUUCGAAAAAUUGUCGAGGCGGAAAAUUUUUUACCGUUGAAAAAAAUUUUUCGUCGACGGAAAAUAUUCGUACGAAAGCGGACUCGUGUAAUAAACGUCGCGGCGUGUAUCGAUGGAAGCCACGGCGAGAAGCGUGGGACGUAAAACGUUCCAACGUGUGUAACAUAACAGGUUGCAGGAGUUGUCGGAACGGCGAUAAAUACUUAGACACCCCAUAAUUCGUGGCGAGGGUGCGAUGCGUCAUGCUAGAUACGUAUCAGAGACGCACGACGGUUCCUCUGCUCGUCGGACGCUAAGGUAAGAACGCGAGACGUGGAAGGUAUAAAGGGUAUUAA
Athalia rosae (coleseed sawfly) is the source of this 8683-nucleotide messenger RNA. Its product is annotated as heat shock 70 kDa protein cognate 4-like. The record is from RefSeq and is a predicted model, not a curated record. The transcript is spliced from 8 exons. Gene Ontology annotation, biological process: protein refolding; vesicle-mediated transport; cellular response to unfolded protein. Bases 384 to 2360 code for a protein of 658 amino acids. Gene Ontology annotation, cellular component: nucleus; cytosol; cytoplasm. Gene Ontology annotation, molecular function: ATP-dependent protein folding chaperone; misfolded protein binding; heat shock protein binding. NCBI's taxonomy places the organism in Eukaryota, Metazoa, Arthropoda, Insecta, Hymenoptera, Athaliidae.